UGCGUUUAUAAUUUUGUUCAGUGUAUUAUUAAAACUACGGCCUUGGUGUGAAACUGCGUGCUCUGCAUACACCACCGUUUUGCCUCUGGGUUGGGGCUGAACCAGAGCCAUAGAGAGAGAGUCUUCCUCUAUAGCACCAUAACCAGUGACUGUAAAAAAAGGAAAAAAAAGAAAGAAGAAUAAAUAAAUAAAUAAAGGUCUGAAGGCGACCCAGGUUAGUGGCAGGUCCAUGGUAACCUGGCAACGCAGGCUUCCUGCGAUUGGUUUAGCAGCCAGAACUACAAUUUAGCUGCUGACCACAGUCUCUUUUUUUUCUUACCUUAUUAGUUUGGAGUUACUCCCUGCACCAGGGAGGGGUAAGCCAGCAGGAUGGAUGUCACAGAGGAGAAUAUGACACCAACGGAGAUGCUUGAGAAAAUAACGGAGCUGGAUUAUGCUCAGAGCCAACAGAGGGACCUGAAUGCUAAAAUGAGGCAAUUGCUGGAUGUUGCAGAUGAUGAUAUAGCAGUGCUUCGCUCAGAGAACGCCAACCUCAGAAAACAAGUGAAAGCCCUGGAGAAGAACAUCAGUGAAGCACAGAAGGUUGAAGCAGAGCCUUGCAGUUCCCUCCUAGCUGAUGACAUCAAUGCAAAGAGAUGCAGUGAACAAAAGAUUCAGAAAUUGGAGAAGGAAUACACCACGAUAAAGGAACAUAAUAAGAAGCUAACUACAGAGCUCAAGAGCCUCCAGCAAGAGAGAGACCAGGACAAGAUUGGCUUGAGCAGGUUCAAGGUUUCACUUCAAACCCUGGAGCGUAGCAUGGGAGAGGCUCAGUUAGAGCUGCUUAAAAGGGAUGAGGUUAUUCAUCAGAAAAACUUGCAGUUAAAGCAUUUGGAGGAGGCAAUGGAAGAAUGCUCCAACAUCAUAAAGGAUCUCAGGCUGACCAAUCAGAAGCUGAGUGAGCAGUUGGAGAACAGACUGGAUGAGGCCUCAUUCGCUUUUGUGAAUGACCUGAUGGCAGAAAAGGAAGGAUCGCUCAGUCCCCCUCUGUCCUUCGCAGAGGAAAUGAAUCUACUGGCCUCUUCAGCUGAAGUGGAAAUCAACAUGUCAGACUCCACAGAUCUUAGACAUGAAGAAUCUGAGGCGGAGGAGCUGCUGAAGCCUCAAAGUGUCACAGUAGAUCUUCAGACCAAAAGGUGUGCAGGUGUCUUGGAGACAGCCGUCCAGAGAGCAAGACUCUUUCUGCUGUUUGUCAUUCUCACCGUUUCGGCCUUUGUGGCUUCAGGAAGCUGUACAGGAAACUUUUUUUCCAUCAACACCUUGUGGAGUGGUGCACACCUGAUGUUACAGCCCUACUGCAGUGUGCAAUACGGAGCUUUACCUCCUAUUUAAUUUAAACUCUCCCGCUUAUAAACAUGUUAACUCUU
Perca fluviatilis (European perch) is the source of this 1406-nucleotide messenger RNA. Its product is annotated as CDK5 regulatory subunit-associated protein 2-like. The coding region runs from base 370 to 1371 and encodes 333 amino acids. The record is from RefSeq and is a predicted model, not a curated record. Gene Ontology annotation, cellular component: nuclear outer membrane; chromosome, telomeric region; meiotic spindle pole. The transcript has 12 exons. Gene Ontology annotation, biological process: homologous chromosome pairing at meiosis; spindle localization; spindle assembly. Lineage: Eukaryota; Metazoa; Chordata; Actinopteri; Perciformes; Percidae. Gene Ontology annotation, molecular function: dynein complex binding.